This is a messenger RNA of Calypte anna (Anna's hummingbird), 9782 nucleotides long. RefSeq names its product crystallin beta-gamma domain containing 3 (gene CRYBG3). The record is from RefSeq and is a predicted model, not a curated record. The coding region runs from base 70 to 7782 and encodes 2570 amino acids. The transcript has 22 exons. Gene Ontology annotation, molecular function: structural constituent of eye lens. NCBI's taxonomy places the organism in Eukaryota, Metazoa, Chordata, Aves, Apodiformes, Trochilidae. Gene Ontology annotation, biological process: lens development in camera-type eye; visual perception.
GACUAGCUGCUGGGCGGCAGCUGGCGGUGCUUCACGUCCCAUCAGCGUCCCAUCCCGGCGGCGGCGGCGAUGUCUAGCGGGGACAGCCGGCGGUGGGCAGGCCCCUCCUGGCACAGCACCUUGUCCCGCUUCUUCUCCAGGAGCCCACCGGGAGAGGGGGCGGCGGCGGCGCCGGGUCGGCCGGCAGGCGCGCACAGUUCUGAAAACAAAGGGAAUGAAGCCAGAAAUUUAAAGAGCAAACAAAAGGAAAGCACAACUCUGCCUGCACUUUUAAAGGUUUGUAAAAAUGAAGAGAAGAACCAUUCCACAGAAGAACUUAGUAAAUCUGAAAUCCAGGAGGAGAUGAAAAAGUCUAAUAGUCUUCCUAGUUUGACACCUGGAAUCAAAACAGCAGAUAAAGACAAGCAACCCCGAGAAGGCUUUUUUCAUUUUCUUGGAAGCUUAUUUAAUAUUGCAACAAAAUCAUCUUCGAUAGACUCUAAACCUUCUACCUUCCAAGAUGAACCCAACAGAUAUGAAAAGGAUUUACAGAACACUAAUACCCUUCUGGAGACCAUAAAGCCAAAGCGUCUAAAAAUUGAAAAGCCUGUCUGUUCAUCUAGAGUUAAAGAGGAUUCUGCAAACAAAGAUGGUGCCAUCUUCAAUAAUAUUGGGAAAGAUACCUCACAGGAUCUGCAAGGAGGCUGCAAAAGAUCUGCAGAUGCACAUAAGCAGAUACAACGGAAGCCAGAAGCACCUGCAGUUACUUAUGCAACAUACAGAGGUUCUGCAAGGAUUAGGCAGCUACUGAGGAGUCAAUCAGAAAUUGCUGGGAAAGGAAAAGAAAGUACUGAGAACAAAAUUGCUUCAACGGUAAAAGAAAAUGGAGAGAUCCAAACGACUGCCUUUCAAAAAUCAGGAGACGUAAUAAAAGAAAAUGGAGAAAAUGAGUAUGAAGGUCGUGAGGACGGUGUUAUAGUAAAUUCGUCUGCAUUUAAAAUGAGAACAAAAAAGUCUGGUAAAGCUCAGCAUUACUGGGGUGGAAGUAAACAUGAAAUAACUUCAAAGGCCAUGACUUCAUCUACUGAAUCAUCUCAUGAAAUAGACUUAAAACACGCACCUUCUUUAGCUGCAACAGAAGUUAAAAGGACAUAUUCCCUAGUUACACUAUUGUCCUCUAGUAGUAGAAACAGUGAGAUCCUAGUCAAUUCCACUCCUCAAAUUAACAGUUCCCUUAAAAUGAGUUCUGCAAAUGAUCUGGUUGGAAAAAAAGACGGAUUGCUAGGAGGUGCAGAAGCUCUGUUUCAGGCAGACCAAAAUGCUACUUCUAACUUUGAUAAAGGUAAUCAUUGUAGUUUAGCAGCUCGUAAGGAGUCCACACAGAAAAUACAGGAUGAUUGUUUACAUUUACCCAAACCAGCUAAUGAUGAACUACAGGUGAAUAAGGCAGAAUAUUGCUGUAAUCAUCAAGCAGAUAGUCACUUGGAGCUAACAUUGUAUGUCCAGCUUGUUCAUUCCAGUACUACUGCAGAUUGGAAGAAGAAAGAAGAUUGGCACACAGGUAGUGCAAAUAAAGGUAGUGAUCCAAGAGAAAGUGACACACAGAAAAUUGUGGCAGCUGUAGCAGGAGAGGAAAAUCCACAGAACUUUGUUGCUACUGCUCUUUUACCUUCUAAUGAACAAAUACCCUCUUCACCUAGUAUGGAAUCCAGGGGCGGGACAUGUAUAGUUGCAGGUAAUCUAGCUGCUUCAGUGACAUCUUUUAAAAAUGAAGAAGAUAUGGUCAUGGGGACUUGUAAUGAAGAACUGAGUGAGUUAGCAAAACCUAAGCAUGUGCAAAAUGAUCACCAGUGUGUCCUUGUGGAGAAUUCUAGGGACACUUCCACACUGCAAGCUGAUUUAAUUUGUCUAGAAAUGGAGGGUGUGAAAACAAUGAAGAUUUCAUCUGAGGUUGCAGUGGAGAACCUUGCCAAUGUGUCGCCAUGCAUAAAUGGGUAUGAGAGUUUAAAAUCUAACUUUGAUGAACUGACAGCACCUCUCCCUGUUACUUAUGAGUCUUCUUGUGAAACUGGAGACUCUUGCUCAUCUUCUCUUUAUCCUCAUUUCAAGACUGCAAAUGAAACUGUGGGGGAAAGAGACACCUCUUUACAAGAUGGGAAAAAGACUGCCUUUUGUCCUGGUCUUGACUGUGAAAAGAGCAAAUCUUUUGAUCCUGUAGAGAUGAGCCUUGUGGAAAGCUCAGUUCCUGUCUACAACUGUGGUCCUGUUUCCUUUGAAACUAUCCAAGACGUUCCUGACAAGGCGUUAGUUGAACUCACAGAAGUUAAUACAGCAAAGCCUGCAUCUAGCCUCUUAAUCAGCAAUGACAGGACACAUGAUCAUGCUCAUGCUCUUGCUGCUUCUAAAAUUGAUAAGGCUGGUAUGACCGAGGUUGCUUUUGUUAAUUCUGAGUGUAAGGAUUGCAUUUCUGAACUUUGCUCUGAUGUUUCUAAGUCACAAGAAAACAUUCUGGAAGUUUCUGAUGCUGCCUUGAGGGAUGGAGAAAGACCUUUGACCAACCAUUCUGCUUUCAUCUGUGAAAAAGACCUUGAUGAAGACAUCAUUUCUGAAUCUACACCUAUUUCUGAAGAUAGCCAUAGCAAUUUUUCUUCCAAGAAGGCAAAUGGUAGUAAGCCUAGGAUAUCAUGCACAGUACUUGAAUCUUCAUGUGAGAACCAAGGAAAAAUGCCUUCUCCUGCUACUAAUUCUGAAAAUGGCCAGACUGCUAGAUGGUCUGCUGCUUCUGUACAAGACAGUGUUAUUUUUCCAGCUGCUGAACGUAGGAGAGUAAUCCCUGAGGAGAGAAUGCCUGAGGUGUCACUUUGCUCAGGAGAUCUGAGAGCUUCAUGCCCUGAUAGUUCUCUGGAACCUGAGCUUACUCCUUCUAUGCUUGAUUGCUCUGCUGCUGGACAACAUGUUGAGGGUAUUGGUAUCCCCAGGCACUCUUCACCUACUCCGGGAUGCAGAGAAGCCUCCAGCCUUUCUGUUUCUUCCUUGGAAACAUUGGACAUUGCUCAGGGGAGAAGCCAUUCCUCCAGUUACGGAGCUGGUGAUGGGGAAGAGGAGUCCUCCUCCACACAACAGGCUGACAUCAGUGUCUUGGCAGAGGCAACGCUGUUACCCACCUGUCCUUUGAAGUCUCUGGAAAUAGCAUCUGAGACAGCCUGUACUGAAAAUGUGUGCAGCAGUGCUGUGGGACAGGUGAAUGUUGAUAACUAUGCUCCUGCUAUCUUAGAAGCCUCUUCUGUGAUGGAUGAUCAAACAGCUGCUGCACCUGCAAAAUCAAAUAAGCUCUGUUCUGAGGAAGUAUGGGAAGAUCCUGAUGUGAAGGCACAAGGACAUACUAAAUUCCAAGAUGCUGCUGUUUUGUUUAAAAAAGCUGAAGAAAUAGUGGAAUCGGUUUUACACUUGGCUAUAGAAGAAAUAAUAGCAAAACAAGCCAUUGGUGUUUGCCAGCUUUGUGGGAGCAAGGAUAGUUUAGUAAAUAUGGAUAUUCAAAGCAAUCAGAAAGCUGGAACUGCACAAUUGGAAGCAGAAAAAAUCCAAUCAGCUGUUCAGUCAUUAAAACCUUUUAAGGAGAGCAAUGGAAGAAGCUUAUCUUCAUUUGCAGAAAAUGAAACAGUAGAUACAAAUAAUCAAGAUGAAAAGAUACUGUCUUGCAUCCCUGAUAAAUUUGACCUACAUAGUGCAAUAGCACUAAAAGCAAAAGAAAUAAUUGAUGAAGUCAUUAACUCAGCCAAACAAAAACUGGCAUCCAGUCAGUGGCAAGACAGUGAGAGUAAAAGGUCUUUUGAAGAAGUUGAGCCUAAACCUAAUGUGGAAAUUCCAAAGUUGUUAAAGCUGGAUAUGAAGUUACCUACUAAAGCACAUAAACCAACAGAGAAGGUAGAACCUCAGAGUGUAGCAGACAACUGUGAAAAGGCAGAUCACUCAGGUUCUCCAUUACUUCCAGAUAGUGUGGAAAAUGGCAUAGGUUGGCUCCAAAGAGGUGAAAAGAUACCAAAUAAUGCAUUUACAUGUCAAACAAAUGGAUUUCUACCCACUGGUAGUUCAGCAAGUCCGGAAUCAGAUCUUAUGAUACCAGCAAAAGAGAGACACAGUAGAAAGGUGUGUGAACAUCUGGCUGCAGCAGAGAUGUGUGACAAAGCUGGAGCAUCAGCAAGCAGUAGAGAAUCUGAUGGCUCUUUACAUUUAGUAGAUAGAGAUGCUGCUGUGACUGAUGAGAUUCUUCUCUUACAGCAGUUAAAGGAUUCGUGCAAUAAUAUAAAUAAAACAGAGGGCACAUCACUGCCAGCUGUAGAUGUUAAUUUGCCAUCUUUCGUGCCUGAUGAGGACUGUAUCGUCAUGCAGAAUGAAUCCAAAGACAACAGCAGUCCUCAGGGGUCUUUGGAAAGCUGUGCGGAGGACAGUCCAUAUGAGCACUGCGGAAGAGAGGCUGCAGAAGAAGUACCUGCACAAGUAAAAGCAGCCUUAGAAGAUUCAAAUACAGUGGAGAGUAAAGAGGAACUAGCAGAAGGGGCAAGUGAGACAGCAGAGGUUAAUCUUGGAUUAAAUGCACAGUUCAUUGUACCUGAAUUGUCUGUUACCGGGGAGGACAGUGAAGGGGAAAACUACUCCAACACAGUCUUUGCCGAAAAUGAUGAGAACCUGAAGCGGGUAGAAAUGAAGGAUCAAGACCUGAAGAGAAAGGAUCAGCUUGAAGAAAAUAGUUUGGACUGCAGCGAUGACAUGAAGGAAUCAGCAAAUCUUCUGGCCUUUUCUCCAUUAAUUGAACAGUGGGAAAACAGUUCUUUUACUGUCAUUUACGAAGGUGCCCUUCAAACUGAGAACAAAUCUGUCUCUACCAAGGAUACGCAGACUGGUUUGCUUUCUCCUUCUGACUUGCCUUCAGAUAAUCGAGAUCAUCUAAUGUGUGAAAGAGCAAAGAACGGGCAUGAGCCAGCCUGUCUUUAUGGGAAGGACAACAAGUUGAAUGAAGCAACAGCUAGCUGUAGCUCAGAGUCAUUUCUGAGUGUGGAGGCCAAGCGCUAUAGAGUGUAUCCUUUCUCUUUGUCUCCGAUAUACGAAGAUGACAGCUCCCAGGAAGACGUACUUUCCACAGAUGUGUCACCAGAGGGCCAUCCCAGUGGAAUAUCUAAAGAUAACACUGAUAAUGCUUCUGUGCUUUCCCUUCUUCAGUCAGUUUCUGAGCGCUUGCAGUUUACUAGUCAGUUCCGAGGAGAGGAAGAAGAGGAGGAGGAGGAAAAAGAGGAGGAGGACAGAAUGGUAGACGAGGAGGAAGAGUCAACAUAUGAAGAAAAUAUGCUUGAUGUUGAGAGAGAAGAUGACUGCCUUUCCAGUCAGUGCAGGGGGAAUUUAAAAACAACCCUUCAGUCUAAUGACCAAAAUAAAUCUUUUUUUCCUGAACAAACACUUUUUCUUUCAAAAGAACAGCUUGACUCUAAGGAGCAACCAAAACUGUUUCCAGAUGCAGCUUCUUCCAGUGAGACACCAUGUGAGCCAAUUUCACAGGAGGCUGAUGCUGCUCCAAAGCAUCCCUCCACAAGUGUGUACUACCAGUUUUGGAAAUCUACCAGCAACUCCUCUGCUGAGAAAGGGAACAGAUUUGGAAGUAUUCUGCAGGAAAUGUUGCAGCCAAAGAUUCAUUGGUCUCAAGACAACACCAUGCCAAAACUGGGAGAACUGUCAGCGAACCUCAUUGACAGGGCAAGUCUCAAAUGCAAUCCAAGACCAGGAAAGAUUAUCAUUUAUGAUAUUUAUGGUGACAAAAGUAAACAAGAAGUUAAUUCUGAUAUGCUAGAUACCACGUCCUGGAUCUUUCCCAUUGGAGCAUUACUUAGGAUAAUUAGAGGAUGUUGGAUUUUUUAUGAGAAACCGAAGUUCCAGGGUCAGAAACAUGUACUAGAAGAAGGAGAGACUGUGCUGGAUCACCUUUGGGAUCUUCCAGGCAUGAAACGUCAUCAAAGAAACCUCAGAGUUGGUUCAAUCAAGCAUGUGACAAAGGACUGUGGUGUUCCAGAGGUAGAGUUCUGUCUUGGAGCCAGCACAGAGGGACUUCCUAUCUGCAUACAGAGUGCAGUUGCCAAUUUAGAAGAACUGGAUCUUGAGAAAAACCCUUACAUAAGUGUAAAAUCAGGAGUAUGGCUUGCUUAUUCAGACUUUAAUUAUAAGGGAGAGAUGAAGGUUUUGGAAGAAUGUGAUUCACAAUCUGAAAUUCCUUCAGCAGAUGUGAAAUCUUUGCGUCCCUUAAAAAUGGGUGGCCUAAAGGUGCAGAUGCCGAUGAAUGUCCAGAUCAUAAUAUAUGAGAAAACCCAUUUUGGAGGAUGGUGCAAAGAGAUUUCAGAAAACAUCAGUUCUGUCCCAGCUCUGUUUGGCUGUGGAGAGGAGUUUCACAAAGUUGGAUCAAUACGUGUCAUUGGUGGAGUAUGGGUUGCCUAUGAUAAGGAACGCUACAAGGGCCACCAGUACUUGCUGGAGGAGGGAGAUUAUGAAGACAGCCACUCGUGGGGGGCAGCUGACAGUGUCCUCCUGUCCUUCCGGUUCCUUCAGGCUGAUUUCAUAGAGUCAUCAGUGUCCCUGUUUCAGUCUGAUGAUGAAGAUGGAAAAGUGUUAGACAUCAUUAAUGAAGAAAUCCCUGAUCUGGAGAUGGCUGGAUUUGGCCCAGAGACAAGAUCAAUUCUUGUGAGAAGUGGAGUGUGGGUUGCAUAUAAGCAGAAAUAUUUCUGUGGAGAACAAUAUGUAUUGGAGAAAGGAAAAUACAAAUGUUUCUUUGACUGGGGAGGAUCUAGCAAAAUCAUCAUGUCGAUUAGACCUAUUAAGUUGGAACCGCUUGGGACAAAUGAACCUCCACAUUUGCUCAAAGCUUUCAGUAAUACACAUUUCCAAGGAGCAUGUAUAGAUUUCACAGCAGAAGUUUCUGAUUUUCCAUCAUUCAUACCAUGUUCUUUUAAGGUUCUUCGUGGAUGUUGGCUCCUGUAUUACCAAGGGGAAAUCACUGACAAUCAGUGUGUGCUGGAAGAAGGCCUCUACGUUGACCUCAGUUCCUGUGGCUGCCCAAAAGCUACAAUCAAAUCCCUCAAGCCUAUUCAAUACGUUUUUGCUGAGCCCUCCAUCAGUCUGUUUGCUCUGGAAUGCUGCAAGGGCAGAGAACUGCACUUCAGUGAACCCAUCAAUUCUGUUUUGAAUGAGGACCUUCAUUUUUACACUCAGUCUGUAUGGGUGAGAAGUGGAUUGUGGAUUGCAUAUGAAGGAUGUAAUUUUUUAGGAAAGCAGAUCCUGCUGGAACCCGGUGAGAUUUCCAACUGGAAUGAACACAGUGACUGGAAAGUAAUUGGCUCCCUUCGUCCUGUGAAGCAGCCAGCAGUGUACCUCAGAGUGAGGAACCAAGCCCAAGGGAAAUACCUGACAGUUGCUGGAAGCCUGGCAGAUAUAAGAGCAACAUCAGUGUAUGUGUCCCCAUACAAUGGGAAGAAUACCCAGAUCUGGCACUAUUGUCACGGACUCUUCAAAUCCAAGGCUAACAAUGCCUGUCUGGAUGUCAUUGGUGGCAGAGAUGUGCCUGGGGCCAAAGUGGUGCUCUGGACAGAACAUGGGAAGGACAGGCAAAAGUGGAGAGUCAGCAAGGAUGGAACCAUCAGUUCAUAUCUCAGUGACCAACUGGUGCUUGAUAUUAAAGGAGGAAAUUAUUAUGACAAGAAUCAUAUCAUUAUGAAUCAGCUGGUGGAUGGCAAAUAUUCACAAAAAUGGGAUAUUGAAAUAUUGUGAGUAAAACCCCACACAUGUGGACCUUCUAUGAGUUAUUAACACCUUGAGGGGAAAAAAAAAUCAACUACUGAAGUCACACACCACUGGAACCUUAAGCAGCAUCUCCUUUACUUUCCUUCGUGCCAAGAACCAACUCCUGAAACAACUGAAUUUUGCAUAAAUCUGGAAGAUGGGAGGUUGAUUAGAUGGCUUUCUGCUGGAAAGUUGAUUCUUUAGAGGCCAGUGCUGUGAAAGUCACUAUUACUCUUCAUCUGAUGUAUUAAAAGUAAAUGCAAAAGACCAGACAUAAGUUUUGCAGGAUAUGAACUGCAAGAGAUAAUAUGGGGAAAGCUGUUUCAAAAUGGUGGGUUUUAUCUUUUUCUCAAAACCUGGUGGAAGCUCACUGAAGAAUGAAUGCACUAAUGAACUUGAAAGAGGUUGAGCUGAACUUUUGUGUCCCAAGUGAAACUGUACAGGCUUCAAGUGAUCCUGAAGCUCAAAUCAUAUCUCCUGCUAAAAUGCAAUUUUAUUCUUUUUUUUAUAAAGACAACUUUGAACUGGAAUGACCAGCUCAGCACAUGCAAUGGGGCAGGAGAGAAAGCCUGACUUUUCUCCUCCCCUUAUGUUACUGGUAGGCCUUUCUUUUCAGUUCUUUUAACAGUACCAAAUUUCCAGAUUCAGGAACUGGUUUUGCUGACCCAUGUCCUGUUUCCAGCCCAUGAUACUGAUUUACCAUUGAAAGUCACCUUUAGCACAGACCCAUAUGUGCAUGUAUCACAAUAGAAUAAACAAUCCUGGGCUGGGCUAGAUUUUUCCAAGGGCUAGCUGCAUUUAGAGCAGUCAUGAUCCUAACUCAAGCUGUAGUUUGUUUUGAUGUAUAUAGAUUAAUUUAAUACAGCAUAAUUUGGUCUUGAAACUAAGUCUUCCUUCAGAAAAUAAUUCACCCGAGUGUGUCUUUUUAAAGGUGCUAGCAGCCUGCAUUUCAAUGCUUGCUUCAUCUUAAAAGAACAGCAUCAGUGCAUGUUAAAGUUACCAUGGCUCCUCACCAAGAGACACCUCUUACCCCAAAGGGUGAGAACUUGGACUCCAUGGUCCAGCCCUUGGCAUGCGAGUGCUUUCCUCCAUUUCAGCACUAUGCAAUAUGCAUAUGUGAUUUUGUUUUUAAGGAGGAAAUUAUUAUGACAAGAAUCAUGCGAAUUAUGCGUGAUUAUGCAUGACAAAAUAUGCAACGUGCCUACAAGCUGCCACCUGAGAGAGAUAAACACCUUCUUGGACUGCAGUUGUUGCAAGCUUGAAAAGCACAUUCCUCACUCAACACUAACAAGUACUUGAGGAACUGCGGAUGGUUGUAGGGCUGUGAACACCUGCAGUGGAAGAGAAGGCCCUUAGAUUACUGGUAACUUAAUUUGAUUUCAGCGUCACUAAAUUAAUCAACUUCAUUGCAUAUGUAAUGUUUUUUUCCUUAUUUGUAUAUUCAGGGUAUGCAUUUCUAGAAUUAUUUAAAGAGUUUACGGUAGCUAAAGAGGGAUAUUUUAGUUUCCAAAAGCUGUAACAAUUCUUCUUGUGCAUUUGGACAGGAUUCAUUCCCAAACAGAUAAAAACACAUAACCGUAAGUUUGCCACAGAAAUAAAAUAUAUGGAUGUCUAUUUUUUUAUGAAAUUGAGUUCUAUAAAGUACUAUUUAAAAAAAAAAGCAAACCUAUCUACUUGCACUUACUAUUUUGCAUUCUAAAAUUAGCCUAAAACUAAGUAGUGUCCUCAAACGUAUGUACAUAUUUUUGUGACUAAAGCACUUAUUUUGCUUUUUUAAUAUAAAUCAGUAUAUCAAGUGUUUUAUGCGUGACUUGCUUUCCAUUUGUAAAAUAAAAGCCUGUGUAAAAAGUUCUAGGCUUUUAAACCGAGAAUGACUAAAUCAUAUUUGGUGUGUCAGUGUUAUAAAAAAGUAAAGCAGGCUUUUGGUAUGUAAAAGAUCUCGAAUGUAAAAUGCUGAUUAUGUAUAUUUUAAUUGUAUAAAACUUUUU